AUGCUCUUAUCAGUAUUUCUCGCGCUAUUCCUGCCUUGUGCAGGCAUGAGUGCCGUGUUCCUGGUAUACAUAUGUUUGCUAUGGUACGCCGCAAGCACAAACAGCACAAAUCAGGAGUUCAGGCUAGCUGAAAAACCAGCUUCUCACAAGGGCUUGUCUGCUGCGGAGCUGGAGAAGCUUCCGAAAAUGACCGGGAAAGACCUGGUCAUGGGGAACGAAUGCGCGGUUUGUUUAGAUAAUAUCGAGGAUGAUCAUGAGGCGCGGCUAGUCCCGGGCUGUAAUCAUGGAUUUCAUAUACAAUGUGCUGAUACAUGGCUGUCGAAAAACUCUGUUUGCCCUGUCUGCAGGGGAAAGCUUGAGCCCCAAUUCUUCGAGUCUUCAGAAGCCAGUCCAUGCUGA
Messenger RNA from Daucus carota subsp. sativus, 399 nucleotides. RefSeq names its product E3 ubiquitin-protein ligase ATL23. The transcript has a single exon. Lineage: Eukaryota; Viridiplantae; Streptophyta; Magnoliopsida; Apiales; Apiaceae. The coding region runs from base 1 to 399 and encodes 132 amino acids. The record is from RefSeq and is a predicted model, not a curated record.